Drosophila rhopaloa is the source of this 3997-nucleotide messenger RNA. RefSeq names its product collagen alpha-1(I) chain. Bases 191 to 3430 code for a protein of 1079 amino acids. The record is from RefSeq and is a predicted model, not a curated record. Lineage: Eukaryota; Metazoa; Arthropoda; Insecta; Diptera; Drosophilidae. The transcript has 12 exons.
UUUUUCGCCUUUUUGUUUCGCGUCUGCCUCUGUUUAUAUGGCUAAGACCCGAUGCGUUCAUCUUCAGUUCGUCCACAUCGGUCACCACGAUUGGAAAAGGGAUAACUGAGUUUAUUCCAUUGGAAAAAUAAAAACACCUAAUAUUUACUGGGGUUUUUUGUGUCAAAUAAACCAUCAAAUUCGUAGCAAAAUGACGCGUGCAGCUCUUUGCAUGGCCGUCGCUUGCAUUUUUGUGCAAUGCGUCUACUCUGCAAAGUUCGAUGAACAAAACCGUCGUCUUAUUCUCGAUAUAAACGACCAAAAGACCACGAACCGUCAAUACUAUUCGUCAAACAUUGACACAAAUGCCUAUCGAUAUGGCUACGAUGUCGGCAAGACCGGCAACUUCCAUCACGAGACCCGAGGUCCCGAUGGAGUUACCUACGGUUGCUACGGUCUGAUCGACCCCUACCACCUGCUCCGGGCAACACACUACGUGGCCGAUGCCCACGGUUACAGGACUGUGGAGCCGCAGAAGCCCGUGGAGACAUUCCCGCCACAUCUGUACAAGGAGACCGACGGUGGUCCUUCGGAGCCGGGUAUCCUGCUGCAGUGGGAGGAACUGUACUUCCCCAUCGGAUGCGGAAAGUUUGCGAAUGGCGCCCAACACGGCGUGCCGUUCUUCCUCGAAGAUUUCAAGACCAAGGGAAAUGGCAACGAUGCGAUACCAUCGUUCUCCUCAAACUCACUUGUGAUCAAGGGCUCCGACCAGAAGAGUCUGCCCAUCCACAAGCCCACCGGUCCUCUGGUGCCACAGGGCACGGGGAUCUUCGGCACCGACAAGGGUCACUCGGAUCUCAGCCAUCCCGGCGAUCAGGCACCGUCCUUCCAUUCGGUGAACACCCUGCUACCGGGCAGCAACAAUGAUGGCCAGUACGUGCCGGACACAAAUCCCUAUGUACAUGUGAUUGGACCCAAUGGCGGAAGCGGAGGCAGCGGCACCGGCGGCGGAUUCGGUGGAAACGGAGGAUUUGGAGGCGUUGGCGGUUUCGGACCCAAUGGACCGGGUGGUCCCAACGGACCGAAGGGACCGAACGGACCUCCUGGACCACCGGGACCACCCGGCGGCUUGGGUCCGAUCGGCGCGGGAGGAGGAGCCUCAGGAAAACCGGUCUACAAGGAUGGCGAUCGCACUGGCCUCGGCAGCGGUUCCGGAAUCGGGUCCGGUGAUCGCAUUUCCACCGGAAACGGUGGCGCUGUCGGUUCCGGCGAUCGUUACAUCACCGGAAACGGUGGUGGAAGUGGCGCCGGCGGUCGCUAUACCACCGGAAACGGUGGCGGCGUCGGCGGUGGCGAUCGCACGGGAACUGGCAGCGGUUUCGGAAUCGCGGCCGGUGGUCAGUACCGCCCGGGAAAUGAGGGAACCUACACCAGCACCUACACGCACACAGAGACCGGUUUUCCUGGGGCCAUUGCAUAUCAUCCAGAUAACGGUAAAUAUAACGGCAACGGCGGACAAUAUAACGGUAUUAACGAUGGUCGGUAUUAUCACGAUGAUUCGGGUAAAUAUGUUCACGUUGAAGGCCCAACUGGUCCCCCAGCACCCCCAUAUGUCCACAUUGUUGGACCCGAAGGCGGAUACGGAGGAAACGGCGGCAACGGAGACGGCGGCGGCGUAGGCCCCGGCGGCCCAGGCGGACCUAAAGGACCCGGCGGCCCCAAGGGACCCAACGGACCUCCCGGACCUCCCGGCCCACCCGGACCACCUGGACCACCCGGACCUAAGGGACCCACUAAGCCCGGCCCAUUCGGACCCCCAGGCCCACCCGGACCACCCGGACCCACUCGUCCUGGACCUUAUGGACCUCCCGGCCCACCCGGCCCAACUCGUCCCGGCCCACCAGGACCUGCUCCCAACGAUCCCCGUUACUCGGACAAGGAAACUCCUGGCUACCUGCCACCAAACCAACCGGGUAAAAUCUCGAUACCACCACACUCACAAGUCAUUAAAAUUGAAACACCCACCAAGCCAGUUUUUAAGCCGAAUUACGAACACAACAAUGAUUAUGCUAUUAAGAAAGAACCUGUAACGACAAAGCCACCACUAACCUAUAUUCCUCCUUCUUUCCCAAUCACUCCAAAACCCUAUGUUCCCGUACCCGUUCCCGUUCCCGUACCUCAACUACCGCCAUCCCAAAAAAUAACGACGACGAUCGUACAGCCAAAGGUCCCGGCUAUCACUAUUGAGAAGGAUAAGCCACAUAAGAGCGUUACUUCACCGCCAGUGACAACGGGUAAUAUUGAAAACCACACGUACUUACCGCCACCACCGCCGACUCCGAAAUACGUGACCAAGACCCCGAUUAAGACUCCGACUCCGACUCCUACCCCGAUUCCGAUCUACGAACCCUCGACACCGCGACCUUUCGAAAAGGUGGUGACCUCACCGCCGCAAAUCCAAUACCAUACGCCACAGGUGCCCACCGUGGUGGUGCCAAACAAACCCGUGACCGUUCCGUACAAACCCGUGACCGUUCCUUACAAACCCGUGACCAGACCUCCACCAAUUUACGUUGAGCCGAAAGUAACGCCACGUCCCUCUCCACCUUUGCAUGUGCCAUCGAUCAGCGAGUCCUGUGUAUGUAACGCCGAUAAGACGCACUCAUCGAAAAGCACCCUUACCUCAACCACAACCACAACCACCACGAACUCCUAUCCCAAUCCCGCCUCCGUUGACUUUAACAAACAAUUUUCCGGCUUCAAUGGACAAGCAAACUUCGGCAGCAUAAUAAACGCCAUGUCACUGACCCAACUGCCGGUGAUACCCCAAGCACCCGGACAGCCGGCCUUCUAUCCGCCGGACAAGAUCCCCAAGGGCGCUGUCAUUGCCCUGAUGCCCGUGGUGAUCCUGCCGCAGGAGUACUAUUCCAACUGCGAUGAGAAUUCCAUUAACCAACACUCGAACAUCGAUCCCUUCCCGCUGGGCGUUCAACCCUCCUUUAGCCUUCACUCGGUGCUGACUGGUUCGGCGCCCAAGGAUCAGUGCAUGUGCCCGUGCUCGUGCACCCAGAACCUGCCGGGAAGAUUACACAAGAAGCGCGAGGCCAGCGAUGCUGAGGCCCCUGCGGAGGUCAAGGUGGCUUCUGCCUCCGAGGAGGUUAAGGUACAGGUCGAACCCGUAGCCUCUCCCUCCGCGGAGGUGAAGGUCCUGGUCGAUCCCGUCCCAGCCGCCUCUGAAGAGUCCAAGGCCAAGGUCGAACCAGUCGCCACCGUUCCCGAGGAGGUUAAGGCCGAGGUUGAGCCCAAGCCAGCCGCCUCCGAAGAGGUUAAGGUAAAGGCUGAACCCAUUCCAGCUGCCUCCGCAGAAGUCAAAGUAAAGGUUGAACCCGAAGAAGAGAAAAUCCUGCCUGACCCCAAACCCGAGAUCAAAGCGACUAGCGAGACGAACUAAGAUAAGGACAAGAGAACCACCCAAAAUCCCUCCCCAGAUCCCGCUUUAAUCCCAUCCCAACCUCGAUCCUACCUCCCCAAGAAAAAAAAAACAACAACUAAACCUAGUCUAAGUGUUUUUAGUGUCUGCCAGGCAGGACCAACCAGCAUUUAAGAAGGGUAAAUCGAAUGGAGAGCCCAGUUAAUGUGUUCGCUUUCUUGUGUGUUAUUCGAAUUCUACGAUACGAUUUGGUAUAUUCAGCAGUUUUGGUAAAUGCACUCCAGACCGCCUGUCCACGAAGAGUUUCGGAGCUCUCUAUGUAAUAUCUCCUUAAAAACUAUAAAAACUAUUUGUAAUCUAAAUGUUUCCUCUGAGAGAGCACCGAGAAUUGGCAAAAAAGGAGAAAAUUGUUCUGUGACAUGUUGUUUAUUAUGCAUUUGUGUAUGCUUUUUAUUUCUUUAUGAUUUUGUUCAGUUUUAUUUCUUUAUGAUUUUGUAUCGACUUUAGUUCUUAGUUUAUUUAAUGUCUACUCUAAUAAUGAUUGAGACGGAAUAUUGAAUUGUUAUAUCAAAAGAGAAAUAUUGAAAU